Schizophyllum commune H4-8 is the source of this 502-nucleotide messenger RNA. RefSeq lists its product as uncharacterized. The record is from RefSeq and is a predicted model, not a curated record. The transcript has a single exon. NCBI's taxonomy places the organism in Eukaryota, Fungi, Basidiomycota, Agaricomycetes, Agaricales, Schizophyllaceae. Bases 49 to 342 code for a protein of 97 amino acids.
GAGUUAACCCUCAAAUGCCAAUGGAUUCCUGAUGGCUGGCUAUGUAAUAUGCCUGGUCCAGCGCCUUCAGCUUCGACUAUCUCACAUUUGCAAAGUGGCAAACUCGUCGCGUCUAGCGCGCUGUUCGCGCUCGUCGCGCAGCUCGCGCGUUCAGCGCCUCUCGCGCUGAUUUCGCGCUCUCGAUUAGACGAUGCAUAUAAAACUUCCUGUCGUCUUGCCUUCCCUCCUCGUCCCUCUUCCCCCCGACGUGCGUACCACCCCUACUUUUCGAGCGCUAUCGACGUCGCCUUGAAUUCGUCGUCUAUUCUCAGCUCGGGCCAUCUUUCUCUAUCGACCUCGUAGCUCCACCUCCGUCGCUCUAACCGCUGUCGCCAUCGUGGCCGUCUCUAUUCCCGAAUGACGACCGUCUCGCCUACGAACCAAUCUUCUUCGAACCCGGUACAGGCGAAUUCCGCGCCCCAGGAGCGCAGCGCAGGUCGCGGUAUAGCGGGUGGUCUGAGCC